This is a messenger RNA of Scatophagus argus, 963 nucleotides long. RefSeq names its product fatty acid binding protein 3, muscle and heart (gene fabp3). The coding region runs from base 177 to 578 and encodes 133 amino acids. The transcript is spliced from 4 exons. NCBI's taxonomy places the organism in Eukaryota, Metazoa, Chordata, Actinopteri, Scatophagidae. Gene Ontology annotation, cellular component: nucleus; cytosol. Gene Ontology annotation, biological process: fatty acid transport. Gene Ontology annotation, molecular function: fatty acid binding. The record is from RefSeq and is a predicted model, not a curated record.
CAGCGCAGCUUGUGGCGCUGACUACAUCUCCCUCCUCUCUCUCUCUCCCUCUCUCUCUCUCUCUCUGCACCUCCCUCGCUUUGCUGCCUCGCACACUUUCUCUCUCUCCCUCGCUGUCUCUCUCAUACACCCUCACACCGUCCCUCGUGCCCUCAUUCCGCCACAUUACUGCAAACAUGGUCGAGGCUUUCGUUGGCACAUGGAACCUCAAGACGAGUGACAAAUUUGAUGACUACAUGAAGGAGCUCGGUGUGGGCCUCGCCACACGCAAGAUGGGCAACAUGACCAAGCCGACCACUAUCAUCUCAGUGGACGGCGACAAGGUGACGUUGAAGACCCAGAGCACCCUUAAGAACACAGAGAUCUCCUUCAAGCAGGGAGAGGAGUUUGACGAGACCACCGCCGAUGGCAGGAAGGUUAAGUCUAUUGUAACAAUCGAGGAUGGGAAGAUGGUGCACAUACAGAGGUGGGACGGCAAAGAGACCAGUCUGGUUAGGGAAGUCAAUGGCAACGCCCUCACACUGACGCUCAAGCUCGGAGAGGUUGUCUGCACACGUUGUUACGAGAAGGCAGAGUAAAUCCAAACACUGAAACCUCCGUCCUGCAUCUACUUCGAACAAUUUAAGUCCUGCAACCCAAACUCCUUAACACCAACUCAAUCCAGUCCAAGCAAACUUCCCGUGUGGCUGCUGUCGACUCCCCUCGACAUCCCUUCAUACUGUAUGCUCAGUGUUAACAGGACUGUGACUUCACUGUCUGUAUACUGUUUUUCCUUCAACUGUAAGAAACACUGAAUAAAUUCCAAUGAUUUGUUGGGUUUUUUUUUCUCUAAAAUUCCAGGUCUGCAUAUUUUUGUUUUUUUAGAUAAUGUGUAAUACAUUGUGCCUGUUUGAAAACUUGCCUGUUGAGACCUGAAAAAUGAAAAUAAAAGUGUCUACACAGUUGGACAGUGUGGUAAAACAA